Penicillium canescens is the source of this 1176-nucleotide messenger RNA. RefSeq names its product TauD/TfdA dioxygenase family protein. Gene Ontology annotation, cellular component: cytoplasm. The transcript is spliced from 3 exons. The record is from RefSeq and is a predicted model, not a curated record. The coding region runs from base 1 to 1176 and encodes 391 amino acids. Gene Ontology annotation, molecular function: 2-oxoglutarate-dependent dioxygenase activity. NCBI's taxonomy places the organism in Eukaryota, Fungi, Ascomycota, Eurotiomycetes, Eurotiales, Aspergillaceae.
AUGGCACCUGCUCCUAUUGAUCCGCGCAUCAUCGACGUCGCACCGCCUAAGAAGGACACCCUAGAACUCCCCGAGCCUGCACGCGAACGUUUCGAGAAAGCCGGCAUCGACUUGAGCAAUGGCUACCCGUAUCGACCAUCUCGUCCUCUUUACCUCGACGACGUUUACAAUGUGCGGAAUGAAGACAGACUCCACGUAGACCCAGGCAGCCGAGCCGACCCCGAGAAGAAGGCUCUCCUUUCUGCAGCGAAAGAAAUCAUUCCACUGACUAGACAUAUCGGAACUGAAAUCGUCGGCUUACAACUGAAAGACCUGUCAGACCAGCAGAAAGACGAGUUGGGGUUGCUGAUUGCUGAACGGAGCGUCGUCUUCUUCCGGGACCAGGAUAUCUCCCCUCAACAACAGAAGGAGUUAGGCGAGUAUUUUGGAGAAGUCGAGGUCCAUCCACAAGGACCCCAAGUCCCCGGUGUCCCCGGUGUAACAGUCCUCUGGCCAGCAUUAUUCGCAGAAGAGCAGAAAGCAAGCUUCCGCCGGCCAGGCGGCGCAUCUCGUUGGCACAGCGACCUCGUACACGAGAGACAACCCGCAGGAGUAACACACCUACACAACGACACCGUCCCAACCGUCGGAGGCGACACCCUCUGGGCGAGUGGCUACGCAGCAUAUGAGAAGCUGUCACCCUUAUUCCGCAAAUUAAUCGACGGUCGGACUGCCAUUUACCGCUCUGCGCAUCCAUACCUCGACCGCAACAAGCCAGAGGAGGGGCCGAAGUAUGUAGAGCGUGAACAUCCUCUCGUUCGUGUCCAUCCGGCAACGGGUUGGAAGGCGUUGUGGGUGAAUAGGGCUAUGACAGAUCGGAUUGUUGGUCUUGAUAAGGCUGAGAGCGAUGUCAUUUUGAAUUACCUGUAUGAUGUUUAUGAGAAGAAUCCUGAUAUCCAGGUGCGCUUUAGAUGGACUCCGCGUACAAGUGCGCUGUGGGAUAAUAGGAUCACUAUUCAUAAUGCCAGCUGGGAUUAUGAGGGUUCUCAGCCACGACAUGGGACUCGAGUGACCUCACUGGCGGAGAAGCCUAUCUUUGACGCUGAUGCUCCAACCCGACGGGAGGCAUUGGGCUUGUUGGGACCGCAGGAGAUUGCAGAGCUGGAGAAGCUGACGGGUCUUCUUCAAGUGAAGUGA